Aureobasidium melanogenum CBS 110374 is the source of this 2727-nucleotide messenger RNA. RefSeq names its product F-box protein. The transcript is spliced from 4 exons. NCBI's taxonomy places the organism in Eukaryota, Fungi, Ascomycota, Dothideomycetes, Dothideales, Saccotheciaceae. Gene Ontology annotation, molecular function: protein binding. Gene Ontology annotation, cellular component: cytoplasm; exocyst. The coding region runs from base 1 to 2727 and encodes 908 amino acids. Gene Ontology annotation, biological process: exocytosis; Golgi to plasma membrane transport. The record is from RefSeq and is a predicted model, not a curated record.
AUGAGCAGCCCAUUACCUCGGGCCGCUGCUGGACCAAAUGGCCUCCCUAAGCAAAGGGCUGGUCUAACAAGUAUAGAUGCCCGCCGACCAAACACUCCAAGCAAUGUGUUUGCUUCUCUCAAGGCCACUCAGAUCCUCACUCUGAAGCCAGUUCUACCUGCCGAACUCAUUGCUACCAUCCUUGACUACCUCCCCGUCUCCGACUUGAUAACAUGCGCUCGAGUAUCCAAACGCUUGCAAGAGAUGGUAUAUGAUGACACAAGAUGGGUAGCCAGAUUAAAAGAUAUGGGUGUGUGGAAUGAGAUUGAAGCACGACAACGAUACGAAGAAUCAAAAAAGAAGAGGCUCAGUGGCCGUCCGCAGGUUGACCGCAAUCUAACACUAUUCGACGCACACGAUGAAGAAGAGAAAGCACGGAAGUCACUGGAACAAGCUGCAACACCCAGGCGACCGCGACACAGCAGUGUGACCGAUGGCUUUGAUGACAUGACUCUAUCUCAAAACCCUAUCUUUGACGCAAAAGCUGCCACCACUGCUCUGCGAAGGGUUCGUUCGAUCCGAGGCCAAGCUAGACAAGAGUACGGCAAAGUUCAUGGUGCUCUGGGUCCCUUUUACUACAAUCUAGUCCGAUCAGAAAACUCGUCCGACCCAGCCAUUUUUCGUCUUGUUCAAGACCCUGAGCAGCAGGCUCGUAUUCUUGCGGAUUUGAGGGUCUUCGCACGUAGCGACGGUGCCCAAAAGUGGCGCCAACGGCAAGACAAGCUCGAAUCCAUGCUCGGUAUUUUUGAGAAUGCUAUGAUCAGUGAAUUCGAGCAGGCAUACCAGGCGCAAGAUGUCGAUCGCAUGAGACGAUAUGCUCAUGUCUUGGUUUCCCUAAAUGGUGGGGCUGCAGGUGUCGACAUCUUCAUUUCAAAUCACCCUUAUAUGCGCCGGAAGGAUCAGACCGGAAGUCCGUUGGAAUCUUUGCAAGAUGUCGCUCCUGGACACGUGGAUCUGAACCCUUCCCAAAGGUUCUUCGAGAAACUGGCUUCGAUGUUGUCGAUGCAAUCUUCACUCAUUGAUCAAGUCUUUCCAAGCUCCGUCAACGUCCUCCUUCCUUUCACGACUCGCGUCUGUGAAGACAUCGUCUCCGACUACAUUACGACUCUUUUCAUCGAAGCUCAUGAGAACAAUGUGGAAACAUACCUCAAGGCUGUAUCUGGAAUAUUUGAACAAGCCAUGCGCUUUGCAGUCUCAAUCCAACCACCCAAAUCAUCUGGUACCGAUUUCCAUGAUCAGAUAAAAGCGGUCAUCUCCCACAUCUUCGAGCCACAUGUGGAUCGCUACCUUACAGAAGAGCUUGAUUACUUCACCUCAAAGUGCAAUGACGAAGUCGGUGCCUGGGAGAAGCGACUCUCAGAUCAAGAGGCAGAGACUGAAUCGUUCUUCAUGUCGGGCGUGAACAGACAAGCCGCCAAACGCGAUUUCCUAUCUUCAUUCAAGAAAGUGGUCAUGAUGCCCGUGAACGCCCUACCAACCUUCCCAUCUGCAAACAAGGCGGCGCCUAUAGUCGAGGCCCCGAGCACGGAACAGACUUCGCGACCUGAAACACCAGAUACUCCAACCCCAUCUAGACCGGCGCCAACAACAGAGCUGGCAGCCAAAACUGCCAUUAUGAAUUCACGACUUGAAGGGAUCAAGACCUUGUUCAGCAUCGAGGUAGCGUUGAGUUUGAUCCAUCAUGCGAAAGCAUCAAUCGAGCGAGCCGCCAUCUUCAUUCGUAUGGGCGACAAAUACGCAACCUUGACGAAAGAACAGUGCGAUAAAAUUUUCAUCAGCCUUCUGGAGAUUCUCGGUCGAAGACAUAUCCAAAACGGUUUCGACAAGGCAGUAGGUCAUCUGAGCAGUUACAACCCGCGUGCCGUCAAAGAGUUCCGCUCAGGACAAACAGAAAAGGAAGGGGCCGCCGGUGGAGUCGAGCCACUAGUGACCUUCCUCGAACUUGUCAACGUUGGAGACCUGAUCCAACAGAUGGUUGAUGUGUUUUACAUGCAAGAGCUAGUCACACCUGGUCUUACCGACCGCGAUGACUUCCUGAACCCAGCAGUUAAGGAAAAGAAACGCUUCGAGCAAAUGUUAGAUGAGCGUGUAGCAGCAGGCAUGGGGAAGGGUAUCGAUGUCCUCAUGGACGAGGUCGAGUACAUGUGCGCAACACUCCAGCUCACCGCCGACUUCAACACGGACGCCGUGGAUGCCAAAAACCUGACAGCAAACGAUAAACGUGCCAGUAUGAUGGGCCUCGUGGAUAUUGGACCUACGGAGACCGCCAAACGUAUAGUGGAUACCAUUCAACAGCACACAGGCAUGUUGGUGGGCAGCACGGAUAAGAACAUGCUGGACGUGUUCAAUCAAGAAGUCGGGUUGAGGUUGUUCGGUGUGCUGUGCAAGCAUAUAAAACGCCAACGCAUCAGUGUCGAUGGAGCGAUAAAACUGAUCAGCGACGUCAACCUCUACAGCUCCUUCAUCACUUCACUACGCCAAAAAUCCCUAUUACCUUACUACUCGGCCCUCCGAGAACUCUCACAGAUCUACCUCGAACUGGCGACCAUUAUUGCAGACAACGACAGAUACCAUGGCAUCUUCCGCGCAGAGGAAGUCUAUGAAUUUGCGGAAAGAAGGGCGGAUUGGUAUGCUGUGAGGAGGGAUGUCGAGAGGGCUAUGUAUGGUAUCGGAUGUAUGAUCAUGUAA